AUGAAUGUUGUAACGUAUAUUGGAUCAAUGGUUGGACCGAUGAAUGAAGGGGGUGAGGAAGUGGCAUGGGACACAGAGCCAAACUUUUCAGAAGGGGUUUCAGCUAUUAUUCCAUUCCAUCCCAAGAUGCUCUUUAAUUUGACUCUUGGAAGGCCAAAAAAUUUAAGUGCUGAUAACAACUGA
This is a messenger RNA of Sphenostylis stenocarpa, 183 nucleotides long. The record is from the annotation of a GenBank genome assembly. NCBI's taxonomy places the organism in Eukaryota, Viridiplantae, Streptophyta, Magnoliopsida, Fabales, Fabaceae.